Aureobasidium namibiae CBS 147.97 is the source of this 372-nucleotide messenger RNA. RefSeq lists its product as uncharacterized. The transcript has 2 exons. Bases 1 to 372 code for a protein of 123 amino acids. NCBI's taxonomy places the organism in Eukaryota, Fungi, Ascomycota, Dothideomycetes, Dothideales, Saccotheciaceae. The record is from RefSeq and is a predicted model, not a curated record.
AUGUCGGUCACACUCACCGAAAACCGCACAGUCUACUCGCUGGGCAGAACGCUCGCCGACUACGACCUGCAACACAGCGGCGAGGAAAACGACGUCUCAGAAGCUCCCAAUGCUCGCCCUGCACCACAAGGUGCUGGCGACAACCCAGCAGAUUGGGUAGACAACUACCGCCGAGUCCCUGACUAUCGCCCUGUCGACCACACUCUCGACUUUGCUUAUCGCGAUACUACACAAAAUGGCAUCGAGCGAGCUUUCAUUUGGAACAUGUUUAGCGGAAUCGUUCUCACAUCGGCGACGAACAGACUUUGGAGGGCUACUGGUGGAAAGUUGAAUGACACAUACUUCCGUUGGCAGGUUGGAGGAGAGCAUUAA